CAUUCAAAGCAGUGGGCUGACUCUAUAGCAAUAGUAUGUAUCUACGUUGCUUCUUUCUGUUCCUUUGCAUAACCAUCUCUGAACUCUCCCAUCCAGGACUCGAAUGGGAAGCCGAAAAGGAGGUGAGAAUUGAAGCUAUCAGGAGAGGCAUUCUGGAGCAGCUUGGCUUGACGGAACCUCCAUGUGUGGAGAAGAAAGUGAGCAGAGCUGAGGAGGACAGAGUCUACAGUACUUACCUUCAACAAAUAAGACAAAGAACCAGAAACACAUAUAGGGACCACAGUGACAAAGACAGAAGAGGCAACCACAUUUUUCUGGUUAAAGGAACAAUAUUUGAAGACAAGAAUCAAAAACAAAGGAAAGGGAAGAACACCCAAAGGUUUAUUUUUGACCUAGAUGUACAGAGACACAAAGGCUUCCGAGUGAAAAGAGCAUUGUUAACGCUGGCUAUAAGACAGAAGGGCAGAAGAAGAUUCAAUGCUGUACUGAGGAUUGAAGUCUAUCAAGUGCUUAAAGCCAGCCUCAAAGGCAGGGAUCCUCACCGCCUUUUUGUAACGGCAAAAGUAAGCAGACCACAGAAAGCUGUUUACACAGAGAAAUUUGACAUUGAGCAAGCUAUUAAACUUUGCCUAGCACACCCAAAGGACAACUGCAGCCUUGAAGUAGUGUUUUCCCAUGAUAUCAUAAAGGAUCCAGUUGGGGCAAAACUGAAACUAGAAGGAUAUACGGCCAUAAAAAGGAGUAGAGCACGUAGGCAUGCCACCCCGGACGACUGUAAUACAAAUCAGAGGCAGUGCUGCAGGAAGACGAUGCAAGUGUCUUUCGAGGAAAUCGGAUGGGCAGACUGGAUUAGAGCACCUAAAGGAUACAAUGCAUAUUACUGCGAUGGAACCUGCCCACCUAAGUACAAAACAGUCAAUGCUUACACUGAAAUCAAGUCCAAAAUGCAUCGUCUCUCAAACGGCAUCAUUCCUGGACCCUGCUGUGUCCCUAUGGCUUAUGAACCGUUAACCAUAAUGCACCUGAACAGUGAAGGCAAAUUAACUAUUUCCACACUGGAGGAUAUAAUUGCUUCUAGCUGUAACUGCGCUUAAUUUUAUAGCUGAAUGAUACAGUCACUGAAAGCAGCACAUGUACUUAUUUUGAAACAUACAGGAUACAACACUGGAGACAUAGUACA
Lepisosteus oculatus (spotted gar) is the source of this 1180-nucleotide messenger RNA. RefSeq names its product inhibin beta C chain-like. Gene Ontology annotation, molecular function: cytokine activity; growth factor activity. The record is from RefSeq and is a predicted model, not a curated record. NCBI's taxonomy places the organism in Eukaryota, Metazoa, Chordata, Actinopteri, Semionotiformes, Lepisosteidae. Gene Ontology annotation, cellular component: extracellular region.